Molecule: messenger RNA, 3970 nt
Organism: Polyodon spathula (Mississippi paddlefish)
Lineage: Eukaryota; Metazoa; Chordata; Actinopteri; Acipenseriformes; Polyodontidae
Gene: cfap221
Product: cilia and flagella associated protein 221
Exons: 26
Coding region: 254-2902 (882 amino acids)
Biological process (GO): cilium movement; cilium assembly
Cellular component (GO): cilium
Source: RefSeq, a predicted model, not a curated record
GGAAGAGGUACAGUGUUUACUUUUAUUAAAAUUCAGGAAAAGCAGCGUUUUUACUGAGACUUUUGGAGGGAAAUAUUUUUGAAAAACGUCUCAAACCCUUUCAGUGCCACCUCUCCUGUCAUUAACCAGCCUGCUGCUUCCCCAUUUGACUGACAUGCUUUGACUGUUGAGUUAAAAUGAACUAGGAAGAAAAUACUAUCGCAAAGUUCUGAAAGCCCUGCUUUGUUGAGCUGCUAAAAGAGCUGUGGAAACAAUGGAGGUGGUUCAACCAGAUCUACAAUUUAGUAAGACCUUUAAGAAAAAAACACCUCUCCCAUUGGGCCAGCUGGUGGAAGAAUUCAGGAAAGGAAAAGAAGUACCAAAUCACCUUUUGGAAACAAAGGUUUAUGCUAAACUACAGAAAAACAAUGCUAUUGAGGCAGUGCCUGCUGUGCUGCAUUUUGGUGGUUUUGAACUGGGGAAGAGUUAUCAACAGGUCCUGAACCUGGUGAAUAUUUCCUCUGAUGUAAUAAAUAUCCAUAUUUUGCCAACACAAACAAAAUACUUUCAUAUCAAGUAUUCCAAAAAGUAUCGAUUGGUCCCUGGGCUUUCUUACACAGUUACAGUCCAAUUUUGCCCUGAUGAAUGGCGAUACUUUUAUGACAGUAUCCGUGUUCACUGUAAGGAUGAUACCCUUCUCAUUCCUAUACAUGCAUAUCCAGUGAUAAACGAUUUGGACUUCCCUUCACACAUUAACCUCUCCAGUGUUCCCCUCGGGCAGAGCAAGACCCAUAUUAUCCCUCUGAGCUGCAGCUGUCCGAUUGACUUUGAGUUUGAGAUUUGCAGUAUUCAGCCUCACAAAGCCUUUACCAUUGAACCACUUUCAGGAAUCAUACCAGCAAAUGGGCAGAUAGAUGUUGUUGUCACAUUUACCCCAUUUGAGUAUGCCACAGCACAGACAACAAUGCAGCUUGUAAUCUCACAAUUCAAUUCAAAGCCUUAUGUCUGCACCUUCACUGGGACAUCAUCUCCGUGCCUUGCACUAAGAACCAAGAUCAAAGAUGAGGAAACAAAAAACAUUUUAUUAAAGCAGCAGCUUGAUCCCCAGAAAAUUUCACUGGUACACUUAUCCAGGACAAAAAGAAAAUUAAAACCUGUGCCGUCUACUGAAAAAUCAACGGAGAUUGUGUGCCAGAACCUAAAACUUCCAGUGGAUUUAUCAAAUCAUAGCUCCGUGGCUAAAGUUUUAAUUGAGCAGCCAGGAAAGCUACGAACUAAAGACAUGAAAGAAGCACUGUCCCAUGCCGGUGAAGGGCACAAAACAAGACAAAUGAAAGAAGCCUCAUUUGAGCAAAGGGUUCGCCUUGAUGUCCUGGAAGAAAGAGCCAAUCAGCUGAGAUGGCAAGUGCAUCUUGGCAAAGAUCCAAUUUCAACAGCUUUGAAAAAGCAAAUUCUGCUGGACAGAGAGCUGUCACAGCAUGAGUACAAGGUGAAAAGAGGGGACCCAUUUGUAGAAAAAGAAUUGGAAAGAACCCAGUCUCGGGUGUCAUUCAGACGAGUUCUGCGAACUGCGGGGCAGUUUCCUACCUCUAUACCAAAAUUCGAUGUGUAUUCAAACAACCCCUGGGAAGUGAGACACAGAGCCCUAAGUCAUUUCCAACAGGCUGCUCGAAAGAUCUUGAUACGUUGUCGGAUGAACAGCAGGCUGCUUUCGUUAAACAAUCCAGUUCAAAGUAUUAAAAGACAGACCAGUAAAACACCAGUAGCAGAGGACAGCUUUUCCAGCAUGGACUUUCCAGCUGUUGGUGUCGAAGAUAAGCCAUUCCUUAUGAAACUGUCAUUGGAAAACUUGCUUCCUUUCUCUUUUCCCAGCUACACACCCCCUAACCAGACUGAUGAACUUGCUCCUCACGCACUGGGACCUGUACCUGUCAAACCAACUGAAGUAACAUUUAAACCAGUUGUGCCAUUCUACAACUUAAAGGUUCCCCAGCACUUCAAACUGAUGGGAUAUCAAACAGAAUCAGCUCUUGAUGCAUCAACCAGUUAUGUUCCCCAAACACUGUCUCGGCCUCUUAGGUCAGGUGCUGAGGAUGAGCUGAUCCCAGCAGUGACCUGGCCUCCUUCUGCAGCCCAGGUAGUUGACCUAGAGGAAGAGCAGGUCCUGGAAUGGGACAAAACCGCUUCUGCUGCUCUAUCAUUAACCCCACCUGAAGCGCUACUGAGAUCCCCUGAGUGCCAUCCUCUAAAGAUUUUUAACCCUGCUCCAGGUCUUUAUGCAUUUAAGCAGCCCCUCUCCUACUUAGAGACUGACCUUGAAUUUCACCUGUGCCCAGUCCCGAGAUACACUGUCAUCAAGGAUGCUGUAGCAAGGGCUAAUGUUCCCAGCACACAGAAGAAAUUCCUUGAUCGAGAGGAGGUGAUUUGCGGUGUAAUGGCGUGGAAGAAGUUUCCGUCAGCAUCUCUUGCUGCUUUGUCCCUCACUGCAACCUUGAGCAGCUCAUGGACACCUCGAGAAUCAGACCCUUUUGGUACAGAUUUACUUCCUACUGCAGUCCCUCCAGCACUGGAUGGCUUACCAGAAGAGAUCAAAGAAGAUGUCCUGGAGGGCAUACUUGAGAGUGAAGGGGUUUCUCUCACACCUGAGAUGCUGAAGGCUGAGUUUCCAAUGAUUGAAAGCCUACCAACAACAGAACAGCUUAAAGAUAGAUCAGCAAAAGAUGAGAGCAGUACAUGUCUACAACGCAAAACUCCCUUACAGACAAUAUAUGCCAAUGGACCUAUAUCCAGCGAUGUAAGAGAACAGCAACUGGAGCAAUAUCUACAAUCCCAGAACAAUAAACUUGGAGCAAAAGUUCAAACUCGGCUGAAUCAACUGAAGUCGGUGGCCAGGCCAGGUGGCAAAGAUGUAAUACAGGACUGACUGAUGUCUUACUGCAAUACUGACUAAAGGUUAUUUAAUGCUAAUUAUCACUUUUUUCUUAAUGUACGUGCCUUUUUGUAGCAGAUUAUAAAAUAUUACAUUCAAAAUUAAAACGUAAUUGAUUCAUUGAGUGUUUAAUUGAGUGUUUGUAUUAACUGUCAUAUUUAAAUAGGCAUUAGUUUACAUUACUGUUUCAAUUUUGAUUAAACUAAUUCAACACCAACUGUUUUUAUAGAAUAUCUAUAUAGCUGUAAUACAUACUAUGUAUUGUCUUAUAUCAUUGCUGAAUAUAAAGGGAUUAUUCUAAAAAAAACUUGGUCUUUUUAAAAACAGAUUUUUUAAAAAUUGUCGAUAUAUUGUAGUCUGUUUUCUAUAGUUUGAGCCCCAUCUAGCUGUUGAUCAUAAGAAUAAAAAAUAAAAAAAACUAAAGCUGUACUGCUUACAAUAGCUCUCGAAUGUUUCAUGUGAUUUAUAGCAGCAUGUAUAUUUGUAGUACUACUGUGACUGUCGAUAACCCCAUAUAUUAUAAAAUACUAAAUUACAAAUGAAAGGUUCUUGGAGCUGAACGGUUAGAAUAGAAACCUACAAACCUUUUUCAUUGUGGUGCCGCCAUGCUACAUGGGUCUACAUUUAUUAUAAAGCCCAAUAUCGGUGACAUCAUCACGUUGUCUUCAAAGUACAAAAGUACACUGUUUAUACAUAAUACCAGUACUUCAAACUGGGGCAUGUGGUUGAAUGUACACUGAAUCUCCUGCUGGAGCAUGUUUCAAGUGCCUGCUCCCAGAUACAGCACACUUGGUAAAUCAAGUAAAUAAAUGUCUUUGUAAGGUUGUUAUUUGAGUGUUGAUUUCAUCAGAAAAUACAGCAUUUAUAUAUAUUUAUACACACACACACACACACACACCUGGGCUCAAUUCAAUGUCUAUUCAGUCAAACCCUCCAUCAUAGGGAGGCACAUUCUGAACACAACCUUGUGAUUGCAAAAUGUGAAACCUGUGCCAAGUUCUGUUAAGCUUCAGAAAAUGUAUGGAAAAUUUUACUGAGUGUUGCCCUAGAAAGGUAAAAUGA